This is a messenger RNA of Electrophorus electricus (electric eel), 7791 nucleotides long. RefSeq names its product myosin VIIAb (gene myo7ab). The record is from RefSeq and is a predicted model, not a curated record. Gene Ontology annotation, cellular component: myosin complex; cytoskeleton. Gene Ontology annotation, molecular function: ATP binding; cytoskeletal motor activity; protein binding. Lineage: Eukaryota; Metazoa; Chordata; Actinopteri; Gymnotiformes; Gymnotidae.
GUGAAGGAGGGAGAGACUGCUGCCUGCCCCAGCCAGCAACUAUACAAGCAUGGAGAGAGUGUCAGCUAGGAAGCCACAGAAAUACACAGCAGAGGACAAAACUGACAGAAGUUAAAGACACGUGUUCUAUUUUACAGGCUGGUAAAAUCUUUCUCUUUCUUUUUUGUUCUUUUGCACAUGUUCCUGAGCCUAGCCAGUGGACUUACCUGAGGGGAGGAAAAAAGAGGAAGAGAGAACAAGAUGAAAGAAAAAGGAGUGAAUUUCUCUGUCUUUGAGAGGAUUUUCUAAUGGUAUCUUCUAAUGUCAAGAGGUAACCCAGAACCAUGGUAAUUUUGCAACAGGGGGACUAUGUCUGGUUAGACUUCAAGACCUGCCAGGAGUUUGACAUUUCAAUCGGAGCUGUGGUCAAGCUCUGUGACUCGGGCCAGAUCCAGGUCUUGGAUGAUGAGGGUCAGGAGCACUGGAUCUGUCCCCAGGACGUGACCCACCUCAAGCCCAUGCACCCCACAUCCAUUCAUGGCGUAGAGGACAUGAUUCGCCUAGGAGACCUGAAUGAGUCCGGGAUCCUCAGGAACCUCUUCAUCCGCUACAAUGAGAGAGCAAUAUAUACGUACACAGGGUCAAUCCUGGUGGCAGUGAACCCCUACCAGCUGCUGCCCAUUUACACAGCAGACCAUAUCCGCCUGUACACUAGCAAGAAGAUCGGAGAAAUGCCUCCACACAUCUUCAGUAUUGCUGACAACUGUUACUUCAACAUGCAGAGGAAUAAGAAGGACCAGUGCUGCAUCAUCAGUGGUGAGUCUGGCGCAGGGAAGACAGAGAGCACCAAACUCAUCCUCCAGUUCCUGACUGCAGUCAGUGGGCAGCACUCCUGGAUUGAGCAGCAAGUUCUGGAGGCCAACCCUAUCCUAGAAGCAUUUGGAAAUGCUAAGACUUUAUGCAAUGAUAACUCCAGCCGGUUUGGGAAAUAUAUUGAUAUUCACUUCAACAAGAAAGGAGCCAUUGAAGGGGCAAAGAUGGAACAGUACCUGCUUGAGAAGUCGAGAGUCUGCAGACAAGCUCCAGAUGAGAGAAACUACCACAUAUUCUACUGCAUGCUGGAGGGCAUGAUUGCAGACCAGAAGACAAAGCUGGAACUAGGCCUGGCCACAGACUACACAUAUCUGACCAUGGGGAACUGUACUGUAUGCUAUGGGCGGGAUGAUAUGAAGGAAUACUCUAGCAUCCUAUCGGCCAUGAAGGUAUUGAUGUUUACGGACACUGAGAACUGGGAGAUUUUUAAACUGCUGGCAGCCAUCCUGCACAUGGGCAACAUGCACUUUGAACCAAGGACAUUUAAAAACCUGGAUGCCUGCAUGGUGGUGCACUCACCGGCCCUGGCUAAAGCAGCAGCUCUGCUGGAGGUGGACCCUCACACUGUCAUGACGUGUCUGACCACUCGCACCCUCAUCACUCGAGGAGAGUGUGUAUCUACCCCUCUCAGCAUGGAUCAGGGGCUGGAUGUACGGGAUGCUUUUGUGAAGGGAAUAUAUGGAAGGAUGUUUGUGUGGAUAGUGGACAAAAUCAAUGCUGCCAUCUGCAGGGUCCCAUCCAUUGAAAAUAAAGUUAAUUGCAGAUCCAUAGGUCUGUUAGACAUCUUUGGAUUUGAGAAUUUUACCAUAAACAGUUUUGAACAGCUGUGCAUCAACUUUGCUAAUGAGAACCUGCAGCAGUUCUUCGUACAACAUGUCUUCAAGCUGGAGCAGCAGGAGUACAACCUGGAGAACAUCAACUGGCAGCACAUCACGUUCACUGACAACCAGGAUGCCCUGGACAUGAUCGCCAACAAGCCCAUGAACAUUAUCUCCCUCAUUGAUGAAGAGAGCAAGUUCCCGAAGGGAACUGAUGCUACCAUGCUGAACAAACUAAACUCUCAGCACAAAUUCAACAUCAACUACAUCCCCCCUAAGCACAGUCAUGAGACUCAGUUUGGCAUUCAGCACUUUGCUGGCAUGGUUCACUACCAAACCAAAGGAUUUCUAGAGAAGAACAGAGACAGCCUCAAUAGUGACAUCAUCCAGUUGGUGCACUCCUCCAGAAAUAAGUUCAUCAAACUGAUCUUUCAAGCUGAUGUUGCUAUGGGUGUUGAGACUAGGAAGCGCUCUCUGACCCUGAGCAGUCAGUUUAAGCGUUCUCUGGAGCUGCUCAUGAGAACUUUGGGUUCAUGUCAGCCAUUUUUUGUGCGCUGCAUCAAACCCAAUGAGUUCAAGAAGCCAAUGCUGUUUGACAGAGGGCUAUGUCUUCGGCAGUUGCAGUAUUCUGGAAUGAUGGAGACCAUUCGGAUCCGCAGAGCUGGGUAUCCUAUACGCUACACGUUUGCAGAAUUUGUGGACCGUUACAGGGUUCUUAUGCCUGGAGUUAAACCAGCCUCUUUACAGAAGAAUCUGCGUGGGGCAUGCCAAAGCAUAGCAAUGUCAGUCCUGGGCCAAAAUAAUGACUGGCAGAUGGGAAAGACGAAGAUAUUUCUCAAGGAUUACCAUGACAUGCAGCUGGAGAUUGAGAGAGACAAGACCAUCACAAACAAGGUCAUUCUCAUUCAGAAAACAGUGCGUGGAAAGAAAAUCAGGGCCAACUUCUUGAAGGUUAGGAGGUCAGCUAUUCUGAUCCAGACGCAGUGGAGAGCCUAUAUCUGUAGAAAGAACUACAGAGUGAUGUGUGCAGGUUUCUUGCGACUGCAGGCCGUGUUCCGGUCCCACAAGCAUUGCUUGGCAUACCGGGAGACCAGGGCACGCAUCAUUCUACUGCAAGGCCAAUGCCGUGGCCUCCUGGUGAGGCGGACAUUCUUGAAUCGCUUAAAUGGCAUUAUCAUGAUCCAGGCCCAUGUCCGUGGGUUGAUGGCACGCAGACUCUGCAGGCGUCUCAGACUGGAGAGGGAGCGCCGACUAGAGGCUGAGCAGCAGUGGCUUGCCGAGGAGGAGCGGCUCAGGAGCCAGAUGACAGCGCACAGGGCUCGGGCUGAGGCAGAGCGCAUGCACCAGGAGCGACUGGCACAACUGGGCCGUGAGUGGGAGGAGAGAGAGCAAGCUGAGCGCACAGAGGCUCGCAGAAAGAAGGAGCUUCUCGAGCAGUUGGAGCUGGCAAAACGGGAGCCUGUUAACCAUUCGGACAUGGUGGACAAGAUGUUUGGAUUUCUGGGCAAUCCCCGCUCCCUCCCUAACUUAGAGGGCGAGGCACCCACAGGAUUUGAGGAUCUAGAAAAUAUUCCCAGUGAGCUUGAAGAUGACUCCAUCAAUGAGGCUCUUCCUCUUCCUGAUGAGGAACAAGAGGAUCUGUCUGAGUACAAAUUUGCAAAGUUUGCUGCCACCUACUUCCAGGGAAACACAACACACACACAUGUGCGUCGAACACUGAAACAACCAUUGCUUUUCCAUGAGGACGAAGAUGUCCAGCUGGCUGCUCUGGCUGUGUGGGUUACUAUACUGAGGUUUAUGGGAGACCUACCAGAGCCUAAAUAUCAGAUAAGCAUCAGUGAUGGGAGUGAGAAGAUCCCAGUCAUGACCAAGAUCUAUGAGACACUGGGCAAGAGGACCUACAAGACAGAGCUGCAGGCCCUGCAGGGCAAGGAUGAGAGUUCCAUUCCCGACAGCCAAAAGAGAAACACCAUUAGACACAAAAUGGUGUCUCUCACACUGAAAAAGAAAUCAAAAAUCACAGAGGAGGUGACCAAGCGGCUGGCCGAUGGUGACUACAGUCUACAGGGGAACAGUAUGUUGGAGGAUCGGCCUACUUCCAACCUGGAUAAACUUCACUUCAUCAUUGGCAAUGGGAUUUUACGCACUGCUCUGAGAGAUGAGAUCUACUGUCAGAUUUGUAAGCAGCUCAACCAGAAUCCGUCCAAGAGUAGCCAAGCUCGUGGCUGGAUUCUGCUGUCACUCUGUGUGGGCUGCUUUGCACCAUCUGAGAAAUUUGCCAAAUAUCUGCGGACAUUUAUUAAUUCUGGGCCUCCUGGCUAUGCCACUUACUGUGAAGAAAGACUGAGACGCACAUUUGUGAACAAGACCAGAACUCAACCUCCCUCAUGGCUCGAGCUGCAGGCCACUAAAUCCAAGAAGCCCAUCAUGUUGCCAGUGACCUUUAUGGAUGGCACUACGAAGACCCUGCUGGCAGACUCAGCCACCACAGCUAAAGAACUGUGUAAUGCUCUGGCAGAUAAAAUCGGUCUACAGGACCGUUUUGGCUUCUCUCUGUACAUCGCUCUAUUCGAUAAGGUAUCAUCCCUGGGCAGUGGGAACGAUCAUGUGAUGGAUGCAGUGUCUCAGUGUGAGAAGUAUGCCAAAGAGCAGGGGGCUCAGGAACGUAACGCCCCCUGGAGGCUGUUUUUCAGGAAAGAGCUCUUCACACCCUGGCACAACCCUGCUGAUGACAGCGUGGCCACUAACCUCAUCUAUCAGCAGAUUGUCCGUGGGGUCAAGUUUGGAGAGUAUUGCUGUGAUAGGGAAGAGGACCUGGCCGAGCUGGCCUCUCAGCAGUAUUAUGUGGAAUAUGGGCCGAUUAUUGUACAGGACCGCCUUCUCAACCUCAUCCACUCCUACAUCCCAGAGCAGGACAUCAGCUCCACCAGAACCAUUGACAAGUGGGCCAAGGUCAUCUUAGCAACUCACAAAAAGGGAAUCUACACCCAGAAGAGGUUUGAUCAAGAAAGAGUGAAAGGGGAUGUGGUGGAAUUUGCUCGUUUCAAGUGGCCUUUGCUUUUCUCACGCUUCUUUGAGGCCUUUAAAUUCUCAGGGCCCAGUCUGCCGAAGAACGAUGUGAUCGUGGCAGUGAACUGGACUGGAGUUUACAUUAUGGAUGAACAAGAGCAGGUCCUUCUAGAACUCACUUUUCCUGAGAUAACUGCAGUGUCCUGCAGAAGAGGUUGCAAGCUCCAGGGCCAGAGUUUUACCCUAGCCACCAUUAAAGGAGAUGAAUACACUUUUACCUCCAACAAUGCCAAGGACAUUCAUGACCUGGCCAUCAUCUUCUUGGAUGGCCUGCGCAUGAGAUCUAAGUUUGUGGUGGCUCUUGUGGACAGCCUUAACCCUGCUGGACAUGGCUCAUUUUUAAAUUUCUCAAAGGGAGAUCUAAUCCUGCUGGAUGAACACACAGGAGAACAUGUAAUGAACUCUGGCUGGGCCUGUGGAGUCAAUGACAGAACCAAGAAGAGAGGAGACUUUCCUGCAGACAGCGUCUACGUGCUGCCCACGGUCACCAGACCACAGUAUGAUAUUGUGGCCCUGGUAACUGCAUCAACAGGCCAGCAUAAGGACUCUGUAAGUUUGUUACAGCAGAACCUGACAGAGACUGAAGAGAAAGUAAAGCCUUACACCCUGGAGGAGUUCUCUUAUGGUCACUUUAGACCUCAUCCUAAGAGUACUCUGAGUCGGGUGAUGAUUACUAAAGGCAGGGGGAAGGACAAGCUGUGGUGCUGCACCAGAGAGCCUCUCAAACAGCCACUGCUGAAGAAGCUCCUUAACCAUGAGGAGCUCUCCCAGAAUGCCUGCUCUUCGUUCACAGCCAUCAUGAAGUACAUGGGAGACUACCCAUCUAAGAGAGCACGCAGCGUUAAUGAACUCACCGAUCGGAUCUUCGAGGGAGCUCUGAAAUCUGAGCCACUGAAGGAUGAGAUCUUCUGCCAGAUCAUGAAACAGCUCACUGAGAACCAUGUGAAGUGCAGUGAGGAGAAGGGCUGGGAGCUACUGUGGCUUUGCACUGGCCUUUUUCCACCAAGUAACAACCUCCUGCCUCACGUGCAGAAGUUUCUGCAGUCCAGGAAACACCACCCACUGGCCCCGGACUGCAUGCAGAGGCUGCAGAAAGCCUUGCGAAAUGGUUCAAGGAAGUACCCUCCUCACCUGGUGGAAGUAGAAGCUAUCCAGCACAAUACCACGCAGAUCUUUCACAAAGUAUACUUCCCUGAUGACACAGAUGAGGCUUUUGAAGUGGAGUCAAGCACAAAGGCCAAAGACUUCUGUCUGAACAUCUCUGGCAGAAUGCUGCUCAAAUCACCUGAGGGCUUCAGCUUGUUUGUCAAGAUUUCUGACAAGGUCAUCAGUGUGCCAGAUGGAGAUUUCUUUUUUGACUUUGUUAGACAUCUUACUGACUGGAUCAAAAAAGCCAGACCUCUAAUGGAUGGCAUACUUCCUUCACUGACAUAUCAUGUGUACUUCAUGAAAAAACUGUGGACCAGUACUGUACCAGGCCAAGACCCAAUGGCAGACUCCAUCUUUCACUACUACCAGGAGCUUCCCAAAUACAUUCAUGGUUACCACCUGUGUAGUCGUGAGGAGGUCUUUCAGCUGGCCGCUCUCAUAUACCGGAUUAUGUUUGAAGAGGACAAAUCACAGUUCAUCACCAUCCCCAAGCUGCUAAAAGAGCUUGUCCCUCAAGAUAUGCUUGGACAGCUUUCAGCUGAUGACUGGAAACGAUCCAUCAUGGUACAUUUCAACAGACAUGCAGGGAAAACCCGGGAGGAUGCCAAACUCAUGUUCCUGAAAAUCAUUUACAAGUGGCCCACUUUUGGAUCAGCCUUUUUUGAAGUCAAACAAGUCACAGAUCCCAAUUUCCCAGAGAUACUGCUGAUAGCUAUCAACAAACAUGGGGUUAGUCUUAUCGACCCUAGAACAAAGGAUAUCUUGAUAACACACCCCUUCACCAAAAUCUCUAACUGGAGUAGUGGGAACACCUAUUUCCACAUUACAAUUGGUAAUCUGGUGAGAGGUAGCAAGCUGCUCUGUGAAACAUUGCUGGGCUACAAAAUGGAUGACCUCCUGACCUCUUACAUCAGUCAGAUGUUAACUACCAUGAUGAAACAACGCAGUUCUCAUGGAAACAGAAAAUAAUGCAGAGCAUGUCAUUUAAGACUUUUUAAAUUUUUUUAUUAUGCACUGCCUUACAAGGACAAACACAUUCUGACCAGUGAACAAAUUAAGCCUCAUGUCUUCAAUCUAUUAUACUGAAAACGUUUAUUUAUGUGAAAUAAUGGAACUAGUUUAAAACAUUAUAGUUAUAGUUCAUAGUUAUUCAAGCAUUCUCCCAACUGCAGAUAGCCUACUAUUUGCAUUUUAAGAAAGCUCAGUAAUAUUAAGUUAUAAUACAAUGAUCAAACCAUUAAAAUGCGCUGCGUAACUGGUUGACAUUUUUAAAUGACAUAGGUGUAAUCUGUUAAAUGUACUAACUUGAUUGUAAAUAUUCCCAGCAUGAUUUUAAAUGUAUAGUUAACUGAGAGUUCUGACCCUAUUUUGGCCCUGAUUUAGUCUAAUCAGUGUCUUUGCAGCACUAUCUAAUGCAUCAGUAUAGCCAAAUUUGGAUUUUUUCGCAAUCUGACCUGAUUGCGGCCCACAAGGAUUCAGUGCAUUGUGUAACUGCAUACGUCAAAUGUUGCACUUGAUUCUUGUUUCAACUGCACUCUUGAAAUCCAAAAAGGGUACUGGACUAUCACUAACCCUAGAUUUACAGUAUAUGCUACAUGAUGAAUGCAUAUUUGUAGAAAAGGUAAUUGCAAGAAAGGGUCAAAUCUUUUCCCCAAGGAAACGUUUGAUCAAAAUUUACAUAGCUGAAAUAUAUUUUUGUUUAGAUAGAGCAAGAAGUGUGUAAAAUUACUACAAUCAAGCCACUGCAGUACGGAAUCUUUAGACUUUGUUCACUUUAUUUAUUGCAUACACUGUAAGAACAUGUGAUUAAUGAUAUUAACUUGUACUGUGUAAUCUUGCUAUUUAAAAAAAAAUGAAGCUUGCUGUUGUUUGUAAAGAGAUCUAUAAAAUGUUUGAGAAAUCA